CUUGAAGGUCAAGGAUGACAGCAGAUGAAGCAACUACGAGUGCAGCAAGUGACGAGACGACAACUGCGGACGUUGAGAUGGCAGCUGCCAUGCCUGAGAUCGUAUGGUACGAGCAUGCCACGGGAGCCAUACCCGUGCUGGAGCACUCCAUCUCGGCUCCGUUCGAAUCGCACUUUACACGCGGCGUCAAGGUCUCACCAGAUGGGCUUUGUGUCUUGAGCAACAGCGACGACAACAUCCUGCGACUGUUCGACGUCGAGCCUGGCGUUCAAUCGGCCACGUUGAGCAUGCACGAAGGCGGCACCGUGUACGACUUCCAGUGGUACCCGUACAUGAACUCGGAGGAUCCAGCGACGUGCGUGUUUAUCACAACGAGCCAUGCGCACCCCGUGCACCUCUGGGACGCGUACACGGGCGCCCUCCGCGCGAGCUACCGCGCGUACGAUCACCUGGACGAACUCACGUCCGCCUACUCGGUCGCGUUCAACGGCACUGGCGACAAAAUCUUCUGCGGAUUCGACCGCACCAUUCGAUUCUUCGAUGCGUCCCAGCCCAGCCGCGACUUUACCACGCGAUCCUUGAGCAAAACCAAGAAAACUCGCCACGGACAACGGGGCAUCAUCUCGAGCAUCCAUUUCAACCCGGAUCAUUCCAAGAUGUACGCCGCGGGGUCGUACAGUGGGUCGACGUGCAUUUACGCAGAAGACAGCGGCGAAUUGUUCAUGGGGUUGGAGGGCCACGAUGGACAAGGCGUCACCCAAGUCCAGUUCACCCCCAACGGCCAAUACCUGUUGACUGGUGCGAGAAAGAACAACACGAUCAACGUAUGGGAUAUUCGCAACACGAUGCAAGUGCUCCAUGCAUUCGAACGAGCGGCCCCUACGAACCAAGUACGUCGACCCUCUGGAGAUGAUGCAUUCAUUGCGAAGGCAUAUGUGUGGGUUUACGUUGUUGACUUAGCGCAUUGCAUUUGACAUUCACAUCGGCAGUCGUUAUGUCGUCACGGGCAGCUCGGUACAGAAACACAUUGUCGUCGUCGAGAGUGAGAGUGUGAACUUUAUCCUGCUUAGGAUGCAAGGGUGCUCAUGUAUGACUUGUACACGGGGGAAUGCGUCAGCGAGAUUGCGACGUUGCCGGGUACGUCCAUCGAACGUUGGGUUGCACCAUUGCCAUGGCCAUCAUGAUGCGGGUAGAGUGCGUGAAUGGGGUGUCCUUCUUCCCCUUCCCAGACACCGCGCGGAUUGCGCUGAGCACCGGGCAGCGUUCGUACAAGCUACCGCAUGACAUGACAGACGGCGAUGAGGAAGUCGCCACAGGGCGGCAUUGCGUCCAAGUGUACGAUUACAACCCACAACAACCGUAAUUCGAGAGAUUUUCGAUUUGUUUAACCUUUUCGGACGCCAUAGAAUAGAAUAAGCUGAAUGUGCAAG
Aphanomyces astaci is the source of this 1430-nucleotide messenger RNA. RefSeq lists its product as hypothetical. NCBI's taxonomy places the organism in Eukaryota, Oomycota, Saprolegniomycetes, Saprolegniales, Verrucalvaceae. Gene Ontology annotation, molecular function: protein binding. Bases 15 to 974 code for a protein of 319 amino acids. The transcript is spliced from 5 exons. The record is from RefSeq and is a predicted model, not a curated record.